Molecule: messenger RNA, 1629 nt
Organism: Antechinus flavipes (yellow-footed antechinus)
Lineage: Eukaryota; Metazoa; Chordata; Mammalia; Dasyuromorphia; Dasyuridae
Gene: TAPBP
Product: TAP binding protein
Exons: 10
Coding region: 164-1516 (450 amino acids)
Biological process (GO): antigen processing and presentation of endogenous peptide antigen via MHC class I
Cellular component (GO): membrane
Source: RefSeq, a predicted model, not a curated record
CACCGAGUCGGCUGAAACAGUACAUGAACAUUCUGUGGAAUUGGGAUUAUUAAACCUAUAUCUGUUUCUUCCAUCAUACUCCAUCCCUGCAGGGAAAGUGAAACUGAAAGGAGAACCUCUCAACGGCAGCAGUAGCUGUUGGAGAGGCUUGGGGAGAGGAGCUAUGAAGCCACUGUACCUGCUCCUAACCUUAGGCACACUAGCAGUCAGCCGGUGCAUUGCUCGCCUAGGGCCCUCCGAGUUGGAGUGCUGGUUUGUAGAAGAGCAGGGUGGUGGUAGGGGCAUGCUUCAGGGAGUGACCAAACGGCCUGCUGUGCUGCUGCUGAGACAGGGGACUGGGGAGCCACCACCAAGGCCUGAUCUUGACUCUUCACUCUACCUGAAAGUGGAUGAUCCGGCUGGCUCUCUUGGGGACUCCCUGAAGGGAUCAGUAGCCCCAAGCUGUGAGCUGAAUCGAUAUGUCCCAAGCCCUGCAGCUUCAGACUGGGCCGCUGUCUUAACCCCUGAGCCUUACUCUCCUCGAUCCUUGGAUGGGACUUGGCUGGUGGUUAGCCUCUCUAGCCCCCAAGUAUGCCUUUCCAGCCUCUUGCAGCUGUCUCAGUCCCAGUCUGUCACCUCCUCGGUUACCAUAGCAACAGCUGUGCUGACAGUUCUCUCUCACUCUCCUGUUGUCCUGGUGGGGCCCGGUGAGAAUGCCACUUUGGACCUGAGUUUUACUUACUCACCUCCCUACUCCAGUGGGGCCUCCUCUUCCCUGCAUCCCCCUCCCUUUGGGCUGGAGUGGCGGCGACAGCAUCGGGGGACUGGACAGCUGCUCUUGGCCGUGACUCCAGAACUGGGUGGCCAGGCACUAGGAUCUCCAGAAGGGGCAGUGGCAUUUGCCUCCUGGGAUGAGAAAGGUGUGAAGAGCCCAUGGAGUGGGAACGGGACCCUGCUGCUGCCCGAAGUGAAACCUCACCAGGAGGGUACUCACCUGGCUACUGUCUACCUUCCUCACCUGCAGGCCCAGGUAGCUCUGAAGCUGAAAAUACAAAAGCCUCCAGAAGUGAGCCUAACCCCAUCUCCUAUGGUUUGGGCAUAUCCAGGGCAAGCUCCCCCAGAGCUCCUCUGCCUCAUUUCCCAUUUCUACCCCCUGGAAGAGCUACAAGUGUCCUGGGAGUUUCAGAAUGGUACAGGAGGAGGGAGCAGGGAAGCAGGUGGCCAAGCCUGGCGCUCCAGUUACCGAUAUCACCCGGAUGGCACUGUCAGUGUCUCAGCAUACCUUCGCCCACCCCCAGUCACGGUGGAGCAGCAUGGCUCUCGCUAUAUCUGUGUGGUCCACCACUCCAGCCUUCAAGCCAAAGGACUCAGUGCCCAAGUGUCUCUAGAAGUGGCAGGCGUUUCUGGGCCUUCCUUGGAAGAUGGAGUAGGGUUGUUCCUCUCAGCAUUUCUCCUUCUUGGACUCCUCAGAGGAAUGGAGUGGAUCAUGAGCUUCCGGUCUCCUGCCCCAGAUACAAAGGAAAAGAAAUCCUAUUGAGAAAAAGACCCAGCUGCUUAGAGCUUCGAAGGAGUCCUGCCAGACUGAUGGGAAGUGUUUUGGGUAGGGGAAAGUGUGUCUCUCUCAUCAAAAUAAAGUUGGAUCAGAUGGAA